UGCUCACAGAUCAGGCUUUUUAUCAUCGCCAUCAUCACUGCUGUCAUUGCUGGAUUCACUUACAUCUGGUUCCGAUGACGUCACUAUGGGAAGAGGAAUUAAAGAGGGUUUAUUUAGUUGUAAUCCCUCGUAGCAAUCGGCGGACAGAGUGAAAUGUCCCAUAGAGGCAAGAGAUAAACCCCUUCUGGAUUAGUCCCACCCCCAUUGCAACAUCUAACCCAACCUAUAUCCUCCUUUUUUUCCUUUUACUUUGUUAACGUUGAGUCCCCAUCUUGUGCAUCAUCCAGCUGGUGUUCUUGUGAUGCACUAGCUGUGGGGUGUAUGCAUGUAGUAGUGCUUUGGUGUUUAUAUUUGGUGUCCUCUUUCCUCGUGCACAACAAGCCAGCAUGACCGGAGAUUAAUUAUUCAUGGACUGACAGCCCAAAGAGGAGCCACCUGAUAACAGGGACGUACAGUAUUACAACUUGCGAUCAGGUGAAACGAUAGAUCCUGCUGCUUCCUUUUCUCCUGUAAUUCAACUUCUGCUGAAAGUACACAGGGGGAUUUAAAAGGCACAUUUUCUGCAAGUGGAUUAUUCCUGAUUUUUUUCUUCAGACCUUCUAGACUUUCUUUAAUUCUUUUUUCUUUUUUGCCAAUGCUUGUCCCCAACAAACAGGUGAGUCUUGGUCGCUCCCACAGUUGGGACACAUUAGGGGGGAAUGAGGGUCAGUGGGACAGGGCUGAGGGUGUUUACGAGCAACAGGCAAGAGUAGCUGGACGACGGAGCUCUCUUUCAUACGGAGAGGGGGGAGGUUGGUACGAGACUUCAUCAGGCGUACGCCCACCUGAACUGGAAUUGAAACGGGAUCCAUAUUCGUACCAAGAGUACGGGCAGCUUUAUGCAGAACGCCACGACUCUCGAAUGAGAAAAGGCUCUGCUCCGGAUUUAAACCAAUACGAACGACCACCAAUGGCUCACCGAGGCUCCAUUCCACAUCAGGACUACUAUCCCCACGAUCCUGCAAUGACUCCAAGGCCACCGGAAGGUUAUUAUCGGGCUGAACAUCAGGCUCCACCAUCUCACCCUCAUCCACUCAGUAGGUCUGGCUCUCAUCUUGGUAUGGCGACUGGAACCCGUGCUGCGUGGGAUCAAAGUCAGGGAGGGAGACCAGGACCACAAGCCCCUCCAUCACCUCUCCCUGCUCCUCCCCCACCUCCCACAGCUCAUGAGCUCAACCGGGUUUAUAGGGAACCUGCUACAACAAAGAUGAUGGCAGAUGGUCAACAACGCAUUCCAUCGCGUGCGGCAUCUCCUGCUCAUUAUGGCAUGGAGCAUCCAUCUCCUCGAUAUGGAAGUGAGCCACCUCUUACUGGUCAGUCUGUCUAUACAGACAUUAAUGGCCGUCCCAUGGAUGCACAGCAACAGGCAGCAACCUGUCUAGUUAUUGACCCUGCAAGCCAGGGCAUGAUUAUGAGGCAAGAGACAGCCUCACCAUAUACCAUUCAGCAGCAGCAACUUCAACAGCAGCAACAGUUGCAACAGCAAAUACAGCAGCAACAGCAGCAGCAAAUACAACAACAACAACUCCAACAGCAACAACUACAGCAACUGCAACAACAGCAAUUACAGCAGCAACAAUUGCAACAGCAACAGUUACAGCAACAGCAGAUUCAGCAGGAUCAAUUGCAACAGCAACUACAGCAACAGCCACUGCCUGCUCCCUCAGCCAUUGCUGUUGCUGACCCUAGCUUGUCUUUGGGGCCACAAAUUCCUCCUCAAGCUGCACCAGUGCAAACAGCUGUGGUCCCAGUUGUGCCGGCCUCUGUUCAAGUUGCGCCACCUCCAGCCCAACCACCGCCUGUAACUGCUCUCCCCGCUCCGCUUCCUGCUCCAGUUCCCACCGUCCCACAGACACCUGUGCCUGUGGACCCCAAGAAGAACGUGGAUCCAGAGUUUCUAGCUCUUCUAAGAAAUGAAGGCCUCUCAGAGAGCACCAUUUCCUCGCUCAUCCAACAAGGCUUUGACUCCUCUAGCAUGCUGGCUGUUAUGGAGGAGAAUGAUGUCCGCACUGUUGCACCAAAUCUUGGUCAGGCCCGUGUACUUUCUCGUCUGGUACACAACUGCAAGCGUCCAGUUGAAGCCACCCCAGCACCUUCUCAGCCACAGACACCAAUGAGGGGAAGAUCGAACAGCUUUAGCCAUCGCUCUGACAUUUAUCACAAUCAGCAUCCUCACCAUCCACCACAUCCACCGCAAGCUUUGGCUGUUGACCCCCAAGUGAUGCCCCCACAGACCCCUGGGGCUAUGCAAACCAUUUCCCCCCGUGUGGGAGAGUUAAUGGGGAGAAGACCCAGUAGUGCACCUUCUCAGCAACUGCUCGAGGCCUCAGGAGGAUAUAUUGGCCAUCCACCACGAACACCCGGCCCAUAUGUUGGAACGAUCAUGCCUGUACACUCAAGACCUACUUCGGCAUAUUCCUCUGGAGUUCAAGGAAUGCCCUCUCAGGGUAUGCAGAUAAUGUCACAACAGAUGACCGGGUCAAUGCCCGCAAUCCCAGGUUCUUUCCACGCCCUGCCAGGUAUGCCUCAGCAGAUGCCUGUGUCCAUGCCAGCUUUGCCACCGCCCUCACAACAGGUGCCCAAGGCGUACUCUACCAACUACACAGUGCCCAUGGAGCUAAUGAAGAGGGAUAGGAGCUUACUGCCAUUAUCACCAAUGCACAGUCCGCAUGCCAGUCCACAGCUAAUGCGAAAAGGACCAGCACCGGACAAUGCCCUUGUUCCUGUCGGAGCUCCCAGUCAAGGCCAAAGUGCAUUGAUGGCUAAUCAGAAGCUGUCUCGCCGGACAGGACCACCGGUCAUCGUGUCAACUAUGGCUUCUCCAGAUACAAGUAUUCGGCCCCAGAUUAUGAAUGGGCCUAUGCACCCGCGCCCCCUUGUGGCGCUGCUGGACGGGCGCGACUGCACCGUGGAGAUGCCCAUCCUGAAAGACCUGGCUACUGUGGCCUUCUGCGACGCCCAGUCCACACAGGAGAUACACGAGAAGGUGCUGAACGAGGCGGUGGGUGCCAUGAUGUACCACACCAUCACUCUGACCAGAGAAGACCUGGAGAAAUUCAAAGCGCUGCGCAUCAUCAUCCGCAUUGGCAGUGGCUAUGAUAACAUUGACAUCAAGGCUGCCGGCGAACUCGGCAUUGCGGUUUGUAAUAUCCCAUCAGCGGCGGUUGAAGAGACAGCCGACUCAACUCUGUGUCACAUUCUCAACUUGUACCGAAGAAAUACUUGGCUGUACCAGGCUCUCCGUGAGGGCACGCGGGUCCAGAGUGUGGAGCAGAUCCGAGAGGUGGCAUCAGGGGCCGCCAGGAUCCGAGGAGAGACGCUUGGUCUCAUCGGGUUUGGUCGCUCGGGUCAGGCGGUGUCAAUGCGGGCAAAGGCUUUUGGCUUCAACGUCAUCUUCUACGACCCGUACCUCCAGGACGGCCUGGAGCGCUCACUCGGCGUCCAGCGCGUCUACACGCUCCAAGAUCUUCUAUACCAGAGCGACUGCGUGUCUCUGCACUGCAACCUGAAUGAACACAACCAUCAUCUCAUCAACGACUUCACCAUCAAACAGAUGCGUCAAGGAGCGUUCCUGGUCAACGCGGCCAGGGGGGGUCUGGUGGACGAGAAGGCCCUGGCUCAGGCACUGAAAGAAGGAAGGAUACGAGGGGCAGCGCUGGACGUCCACGAGUCUGAGCCUUUCAGCUUCUCCCAAGGGCCCCUGAAAGAUGCCCCAAACUUAAUCUGCACCCCUCACACAGCCUGGUACAGCGAACAGGCCUCACUGGAGAUGAGAGAAGCUGCCGCAACAGAAAUACGGAGAGCCAUCACUGGUCGUAUUCCUGACAGCCUCCGAAACUGUGUCAACAAGGAGUUCUUUAUCAACUCCACACCCUGGGGAGUCAUGGAGCAGCAGCAGCAGAUGCACCCAGAGAUCAACGGCGCGGCCUACAGGUUUCCUCCCGGCGUGGUAGGCGUCGCCCCGGGUGGGAUUCCUGGGCCAAUGGAGGGGCUGCUUCCCGGAGGAGUCCCCAUCGCUCACACCCUCCCACCAGGCACCCAUCCGUCACAGGCCAUCUCCCCGAACCAACCGUCCAAACAUGGCGACCACAUGAGAGAGCACAUGACUGAGCCGUAAUUCUCCAGCGGAAUUCUGGAUUCUCUCUCUCUCUUUUUUUUUUUUUUUUGUGGAUCAGUGAGUGAGGACGCUGAGGAGACGCCACGCAGCAACAGGACAGUCUAAGAUCCCUCCUUCUACCAUGUCUGUUUUCGUUGUAUUCAUUUUUACCUCCUGAGGAUAGUUGACGGUGCGUCGUCCCAUGAACUCCACGGACACGUUGACAUUUUUCCACGUGGCGAACGGAAUUCCGAUUCUUCAAACGACCUCUCAAACUCGGCUCUGUCGCUUCUCCUUGUCAAGUUUCACCUCGAAAUGUUUCUGUUUCUGAUUGUGAGUGUACUAUAUUGUUUUGCAAGUGAACGAAAGUUAAUUCAUCAUAAUCAUCGUUGCUGAAAAUGUUGAAUGUAGAAUGCUAUGUACUGCUCCUGGAAGAAAUGCUUUUUUUUGUUUGCUUGUUUUUUUUUUAAGAUCAAUAUGACCCUUCAAUACUGAAAAGAAAAGUGUAGCUAGAAGUGGUGUUUUUUUGGCACUUAAAUAAUUGACAUUAUAUUUUUUGUUUUUCUUUUAAAUAAAUUUGAAAGAAUUGAGAUUCAUGUGAGAUUAAAAAAACGCAUUGAUAUGAUUUUUAUAAUUGAAAUAUUACUAUUAUUGUUACAUUAUUGUUGUUUUGAUCUUCAGAAAAAAAGACCUACAUUUUAAUGAUUUAACCAAAUAUUGCAUAAACAUGACAAUAUUACAGCAUUUCCUUUAGAUAUUCUGGACAAUGCUUUAUUACAAAUAAAAGCCUGAAUAAAAAAAAUAUUUGAAAUUCAAUAAAUUCAAGAGAAAAAAGAGCUAGCAUCUAAAAUUCAUUUCAUUUUGGGAGGAAAACAAUAGUUAGUAAAAUAAAAAUGAAUCUCAUUAAUUCAAACAAUCCCUUUCAGGUCUCAGUAUAAGUGAAAAACAACAACAAGACAAACAUGAAUUACUUCAUUUACCCUAUUUUCUUUUGUAUAUUUUAAAGUAUCUAUAUCAAAUGUAUGUUCUGUUGAUGUUCAAUGUUUUCCUGUCUGUUAGAUUUGUACUCUCCUUGUCGAGUGUUCAGGUGAUCAUUGUCUUGAGUGAGCGUCCUGUUUUCCUCCUCCACACUCCUCUUCUUCUCUUCAUUUUCUCUGCUCUAAUGGAACCCUCCGGCGCCACAGGCUGACCCGUCAUCCCUGCUCGUACCCGACACGUUAGCGAGAGGAAGCUGCUAGCAAAUGGUUUCUAGUGUGAGUGUUUGUAUUUGUUUUCUUGUACAAGGUGAACGUUUAGCAUUACAGUGCAGCUGGAAACAAUAAAUAAAACCAACAGUUCUGAUUGAUGAUAAACAGUGUGCAUGUUUGCUUCAACUGUCAAAUUCGCACAUCAAUAUUGAAAUCUCUUACCUUCAGGGUUGUGUUUCAGUUCCCUCUGAAUGAGUGUCACCUCCUUCUCUCCUUCCUUGUACAGAAGCCUUUCAAGCAAAAGAAAAUUAUAAUUUCAUCUAUGUUCAAAAGCAAACUAAAAACAAUGAGUAAGUGCUUUGCAAAAUAAAAGUCACAUCAGGGAGGACUUUCUGUGGAUGAUGAUGUUUGCUGAUGAUAUUGUUGAAACGGACUGAAGGAAAACCUUAAGGGGACUGUAAAUAAGAGGAGGCAGGAGGAAGAUCAUCAAUCAUCCAAGAACAGUGGACAGAGCUGAAGGAAGAAGCGAGUGCAGGCCGGGUGGAGACAAGUGGCCCCGGUGAUCUGCGACAGAAGAGUAUCGGGAGAGUGACAGGGAAGCUGUGGCGGAAGUGAAUGUGUUGAGGUUCUUGGUGGGAGAGAAAAUAAAGGAGGAGACCUUAGCAGAUAGGACGUUGAAUCCACGCAGAAAAGGGUCAGAUCAUUUGCAAACAUGUUUAGCAGAGAUGUGACAUAAACAACAAAGGAUGUUGGAGAUGGAAAUACCAUGUAUAAAAAAAAAAAAAAAAGAACUUUAUAGUAAUUGAGGAGGAUAUGUGUGACUAUGGAAGAUGCAAAGGA
This is a messenger RNA of Synchiropus splendidus (mandarinfish), 6162 nucleotides long. RefSeq names its product C-terminal binding protein 2a (gene ctbp2a). Gene Ontology annotation, molecular function: oxidoreductase activity, acting on the CH-OH group of donors, NAD or NADP as acceptor; NAD binding; transcription corepressor activity. NCBI's taxonomy places the organism in Eukaryota, Metazoa, Chordata, Actinopteri, Syngnathiformes, Callionymidae. The record is from RefSeq and is a predicted model, not a curated record. The transcript has 9 exons. Bases 635 to 4156 code for a protein of 1173 amino acids.